GUAAUCGAUUAAGCGCGUAACCAGUGUAAUUUACUUCGUGCUGUACGCUAAGUAGUUCACAGCUAAUUAACAAACGUUAUCAUAUGGAUAUUAUGUCGCAGUAAUUAACGUUCUGUAUUACAUGUGUAUGCAGGACUGGCGAUAUAAGUUGCGGUUCAGCUGUCAGAUGACAGUAAUAUUUGUACUGUCUUCGAAUAUACUGAUGAACUAAGUCAAACAGCCAAAUUGAUAUGCAUCAGUGCCCUUGUCUGAAACUGCAAUAGCCUGAGGCGUUGAAUAGUUCUGAUUAUGCUGCUUAUUCAGUAUUUUAUUUCGUAGGUGUUGUGUGUCAUUUUUGUUAAGAGGCAAAAAUAAGUAUUUUGCGUGUGUGCGACAAGAUAGAAUAAUUUUUGUGGAAUAGUAAAGACAGUAGCCAUACAUUGUUCACCAACGCAACAUUUCAAACGUGCAGUGACAAAAUAUGGGGAGCAGUCAGCUGUACAGUUUGUCUUGGGGAGAGUUUGGUACGUCGCUUGUAUCUGCCGUUCAGCUUCUGAGAUGCCAUGGAGAUCUUGUUGAUGUGACGCUGGCAGCUGGUGGCCGCAGUUUUCCCGCACAUAAAAUAGUCCUCAGCGCAGCAAGCCCAUUUCUUCUGGACCUUCUGAAGAGCACACCUUGUCAGCAUCCUGUGGUCAUGCUUGCUGGAGUGACAGCGCACGAUCUGGAAGCUCUGCUAGAAUUUGUGUAUCGGGGAGAGGUUAGUGUGGAUCCGAACCAGUUGCCGUCUUUGCUUCAGGCAGCUCAUUGUCUGAAUAUUCAGGGCCUGGCGCCAGGGACCUUAAAUGCAGAGACUAUGUACAGCUUGCAUAAACUUGAUGAUAUGCAUCCUUCUCCUGCAUCUCAUGAAGCUCUGUCGAGAGAUGUCAUUAACUCCUUUUUACCAAUAAGGAGGAAGAGAAAAACAAAACGAAGAGAAUCUACAGGAAAUGCCUCAAGCACAGGGUCUAGUGGCUCGAAGUGGGCCCGUCAUGAUAGCCUCUCUGCAGAUUCAGAAAAUCAGCCAGCUAAUCACCAUCAGAAUUCAUCGCAUUCAUCUCACAUACCAGAGUCUGAUGUCCUCUCUAAUCCGGAUACACGUAAGAAUGACGACGGUGAAAGCAGUAAUCAAUCAGCGGAUGAAACAGGAGUGUCGCCUGCGUCGGGAAGUGGUGGCACGAAGAUCCGAGGGGCUUCAGACCAGCCGGGCGCUUGCCCACUGUGUGGAGCACUGCUGCGCCAGGCACGCAACCUGCGACGGCACCUGCUGACGAGCUGCAAGUACCGCAUGUCGGUUGGUCCCGGAGGGGGUCCAGGUGUCGGUGUUGGGGUAGGAGCAGCCUACUCCCAGCAGCCAUCUGCCCUCGAGCCUGAAGUGCAGCUGCAGCAGCCCGCUACGUUUGCAUCACUCCUGCCCGUAGCACUGCCCCAGCCUGGCCGUCCUUCCAGCCCACUGCGACCACUGUCUCUGCAGUGAUCCAAUCUGGUAAUGGAUCCAGACUGACGAGCAAUACACAAGAACCGAUCAGGCAAGGAUUCUGCUUGAAAGGCCAUCAUAGUUUGCAGAAUUACUGCUUUUUAGCAGUCAGAUGAAUUCCACAGUUUCACC
Schistocerca americana (American grasshopper) is the source of this 1624-nucleotide messenger RNA. RefSeq names its product protein abrupt-like. Gene Ontology annotation, molecular function: protein binding. The record is from RefSeq and is a predicted model, not a curated record. The transcript has 6 exons. Gene Ontology annotation, cellular component: nucleus. Bases 461 to 1492 code for a protein of 343 amino acids. Gene Ontology annotation, biological process: regulation of transcription by RNA polymerase II. Lineage: Eukaryota; Metazoa; Arthropoda; Insecta; Orthoptera; Acrididae.